Molecule: messenger RNA, 408 nt
Organism: Suillus subaureus
Lineage: Eukaryota; Fungi; Basidiomycota; Agaricomycetes; Boletales; Suillaceae
Exons: 4
Coding region: 1-408 (135 amino acids)
Source: RefSeq, a predicted model, not a curated record
AUGCCUUCACGCAGGACACACGACAUUCCUUUCCCUUCGUUCUCCCUUGUAAUGAGCCAGUCUUCGACGAGCAACAUGAGGUUGCCCAGCUACAGGACUUCUCACUUGCUUCGCUUCCACCCUUAUCCAAGAGUAAAGCUAAGCCAACGUGAGAGCCUGAUGAACACUGUAGAUGAUCGCCUGAGCGUUCAGUACGACGUUGUUGAAGAAGACGACACUGCUGGACCGGUGGUUAUCGACUUCUCUGACCUCCAUGAGGAGCAGCAUCCUAAUGUCGAGAAUCUGCAGGAGGCCGUCAAAGUUGUCGAGGCCGGCGCCAAACCUCGCGUCAGGCGCCUUAGCUUGACCGUUUUGAUCAUCGACCUUGCAGUGCUAGUAGCCAGAAAGCUGGCUUUGAAAGCCAGGUAG